ACUUGAGAAGCCACGCCCCGCGAGGCGCCUGACGCUGAAUCGCAGCCCCUUGUCAUUUCCAGCCCCGCAGAUCUCCAUUUUCUUCUUUCCCGAUAUUCAGGUUCAGAAGAGUAAAGAUUUGGAAAAAUGAAUGAAGAAUACGACGUUAUCGUUCUGGGCACCGGGCUGACGGAAUGCAUUUUAUCAGGCAUCAUGUCAGUGAAGGGGAAGAAGGUUCUGCACAUGGACCGCAACGCCUACUACGGAGCUGAGAGUGCCUCCAUCACACCUCUUGAAGAUCUCUACAAGCGCUUCAACCUUCCUGGCAAACCCCCUGAGUCAAUGGGAAAAGGCCGGGAUUGGAACGUGGACCUCAUCCCUAAAUUCCUCAUGGCCAACGGCCAGCUGGUCCGCAUGCUGCUGAUCACAGAAGUCACUCGCUACCUGGAUUUCAAAGUGGUUGAGGGCAGCUUUGUGUACAAGGGGGGCAAAAUCUAUAAAGUCCCCUCCACGGAGACUGAGGCUCUGGCAUCUAGUUUGAUGGGCUUGUUUGAGAAACGGCGCUUCAAAAAGUUCCUGAGCUUCAUCGCCAACUUUGACGAGAAAGACCCCAAAACCAUGGAAGACGUCGACCCCAACAAGACGACUAUGAGGGACGUUUUCAAAAAGUUUAGCUUGGGCCAGGACGUCUUGGACUUCACUGGCCACUCUCUCGCCCUCUACCGCACAGACGAUUACCUGGAUCAACCUUGCAUUGAAACAAUAAACAGGAUAAAGCUUUACAGCGAGUCUCUGGCCAGAUAUGGCAAAAGCCCAUACCUCUAUCCACUGUACGGCUUGGGAGAGCUGCCUCAAGGGUUUGCCAGGCUGAGUGCCAUCUAUGGUGGGACGUAUAUGUUGAACAAACCCAUAGAGGAGAUUGUGAUAGAGAAAGGGAAGGUGGUGGGAGUCAAGUCUGAAGGAGAGAUUGCCAGGUGCAAGCAGCUGAUCUGCGAUCCCAGCUAUGCAAUGGAUCGCUCCACCAAAGUGGGCCAGGUGAUCAGAGCCAUCUGCGUCUUGAGUCACCCCAUCGCCAACACUGGUGAUGUCAACUCUUGCCAGAUCAUCAUACCCCAGAAUCAGGUCAACAGGAAGCACGACAUCUACGUUUGUAUGAUCUCCUUUGCUCACAACGUGGCAGCGCAGGGUAAAUAUAUCGCCAUCGCCAGCACCACGGUGGAGACAAGCGACCCUGAAAAGGAGAUCAAGCCCGCCCUGGACCUCCUGGAGCCCAUCGAGCAGAAGUUUGUCAGCAUCAGUGACCAGUAUGCACCCACUGACAUGGGCACUGACAGCCAGAUUUUCAUCUCUCGUUCAUAUGACGCCACAACUCACUUCGAGACCACCUGUGAUGACAUCAAGGACAUCUACCGGAGGAUGACGGGCUCAGACUUUGACUUUGCCGAGAUGGAGCGCAAGAAGCAGGACAUCUUCGGCGACGCCGCAGAGUAGAAGCAACACCCGCCACAACACUCCUGAUUAUCAAAGACAACGCUGCCGAUAACUGAAAUCUUAAAAUAGAAAACCUACACAAAAACGUACACACCAGUGGGCCAGCUGAUUAUCCAGGUAUCCGGUUUGCCCAUAGAGGAAGAUCACCAUAUAUAGAGAGAUAUGAUAUAGUAUUGUUGGAUAGGGUUCAGGGAGGGAGCUGUGCUUUUACAGAAUGCAUACAGAUGGUUGUUGCACUAAACAAUGGUUAUGCCUAAAAUACAGAACCCUACAUUCUUCUGCUGCAUCAUGUAAACAUGAUGCAUAGUCCAAAGAUGCCAAAUGAUAAGUCAUAAUCAGCAGUAUCUUACAGAGUGGUGUGCAUCGAGGGUGGGGGUGUCCAGUCUUUGUGUUGUUGUAUAAAAGGUGUUAUUGCAGAUAUAUAAUAUUUCUACAUCAGCUAUUUGGUCUCUGCAGGUAUUUUUUUUCAUGUCAGCGUGAGUGAGCGGUGGCUUGGCUCGGUUCGUCAUGUGAGUAGCUGAAUGUUACUCAAGGAUGAUCAGACCCAACAACAGCACAUACAAGUGGCCACUCAGCUGUCAGAUUAUAUUGUCAUUUAUUAUUUUGUGAAAUUAAAGUGGUAAAAGUGGUGCGUGGGUUUGAUUUUUUUUUUUUUUUUAAACCCCUUUUUUUGUCUAAUCUCCAGCACAGCCAGACAUACUGUAAGCCAAGCCACAUGGGUGACUGUAGUCCAGCAUAAACCACCUGAACCUGUUUUCAACAGCUUGAUUUACUAUAAUGCAUCAGAGGAGAUAUAUUAGUUCCUGUAUUAUGCAAAGUGAUGGCUGAUCCGAGCAUUAACAGCAGAUUAAUGGGAGGUGUGGUUGACUGUAAUUGCUUAAGAAGGACCAAAUGUGUACUGCAGCAGUAUUGAAUUGACGAGAGCCCCGUUAUAUCCUCCGUUGUGAGCAACUUAAAAAAAAAAACAAACAAACAAUAAAAACAACCCACCUUGGGCUCAAAUGAUUUCUGUACUGCAAAGUAAAAACAUCUUUGUCAAAAACCAAA
Molecule: messenger RNA, 2517 nt
Organism: Scatophagus argus
Lineage: Eukaryota; Metazoa; Chordata; Actinopteri; Scatophagidae
Gene: gdi2
Product: GDP dissociation inhibitor 2
Exons: 10
Coding region: 127-1470 (447 amino acids)
Biological process (GO): vesicle-mediated transport; protein transport; small GTPase-mediated signal transduction
Cellular component (GO): cytoplasm
Molecular function (GO): Rab GDP-dissociation inhibitor activity
Source: RefSeq, a predicted model, not a curated record